This is a messenger RNA of Closterium sp. NIES-65, 1002 nucleotides long. The record is from the annotation of a GenBank genome assembly. NCBI's taxonomy places the organism in Eukaryota, Viridiplantae, Streptophyta, Zygnematophyceae, Desmidiales, Closteriaceae.
AUGCGAGGGGAAUGGAACACCAAGGCGGUGCGGGAUGGACUGGAUGCCAUCUUGUGCCAUGCAGAGGCGGUUUACCAGGCCAACAUGGCCAACAGAAAGGCGUCUUUAGGGGGCCACCUACAGCCCAUGCUGAAGGAUUUCCACCACAUGCGCAUGCGCGUGCUCCCCUUCCCUCUCCCUCUUCUCUUCUUCCCACAAAUCUCCCUCUCUCACCACCUUCAGGCCAACAUGGCCAACCGAAAGGCCAACAUUGCCAACAGAAAGGCGUCUUUAGGGGGCCAUUUACAACCCAUGCUGAAGGAUUUCCACCACAUGCGCAUGCGCGUGCUCAUUCCCACGUACCCCUGCCCCUAUGAGGAGAGGGUGGGGGCGUGGGGCGUGGGAGGGAAGUGGGUAUGCCUGAUUCCAACUGCAGUUCAAGCCAAGCCAGUUGUCUACAGUGUGGGCAGCGACGAGGAGUACUCUUUUGAAGAGUCAAUGUUCCGCCACUACCGCUCGCAGCCCUACACGCUCGACCCCUUCCUCUCCCCGCAAGCCCAGGCGCGCAUGCAGCUGCUGCGCUUCCUGCACUUUCACUCGCUGGGGCUGGCUGGGAAAGCAUCGUUAGGCGACUACCAAAAAUGGAACCCGAAUGUGACUUUCCGCACGCUGCCUGAAUUGAUGCAGGAUCUCAACCACGGCAUCUUCUUACAUCGGCAUUCUGAAGCUCAGCUGCGGGGGGAUCUCAACCACACAUACGUCGACAUUCUGAAGCUCAGCUGUGGGGGUUGUGAGGAGGAGGUGAUAUUUGAUGUGUAUGAGGGCAGUGUGAAUGGGACUGCAGGGGGAGCAGGGAGGGGAAUGCGGGAGAAGGUAGAUCAGUUCCGUGGCAGUGGUAGUGGGGGAGUGAGGAACUAUGAGGAGGGGAGGGAAGAUGCAGUGGACCCUUCUGUUGGUGCUCGACUGGCCAUCAACGGAGGGAAGCUUCCUUUUGGACAACUCGUUGUCGACUUUCAUGAGUAA